Pleurotus ostreatus (oyster mushroom) is the source of this 1206-nucleotide messenger RNA. RefSeq lists its product as uncharacterized. The coding region runs from base 1 to 1206 and encodes 401 amino acids. Gene Ontology annotation, cellular component: membrane; cytosol; cortical endoplasmic reticulum. NCBI's taxonomy places the organism in Eukaryota, Fungi, Basidiomycota, Agaricomycetes, Agaricales, Pleurotaceae. Gene Ontology annotation, molecular function: sterol binding. The transcript is spliced from 9 exons. The record is from RefSeq and is a predicted model, not a curated record.
AUGAUGGGUCUUUUCAGCCAGGCCGGUUCUCAUAUCCGAGCCAAGGCACGCGGAUACACCGAGGACGACUCGGCACCAGUUGAUACAGAGCCAGACGACACCUCCAUCCUAGACGAAAAUGAGGGCUCCAUCAUCACCUCGUUGAUCUCGCAGCUACGUGUAGGGAUGGAUCUUUCGCGGGUGACGUUCCCGACGUUCGUCUUGGAGCCCCGCAGCAUGCUCGAGCGCAUCACAGACUUCAUGUCGCACCCUGAUCUCAUAUUUGGAGCGGAACACUGCAACGACCCUGAGGAGCGCUUCAUCCGUGUGCUGCAGUACUACCUCGCCGGAUGGCACAUCAAGCCCAAGGGCGUAAAGAAACCAUAUAACCCCAUCCUGGGCGAGUUCUUUAGAUGUAGAUACGAUUACGAAGACGGGACGCAGGGGUUCUACAUAGCGGAGCAGGUCUCCCAUCAUCCGCCGAUCUCGGCGUUCUUCUAUACAUCGCCUGCGAACGGAGUGACGAUCAUCGGCGAGCUCAAGCCCAAGUCGAAGUUCUUGGGGAACAGCGUAUCGACGACGAUGGAGGGCGAGAAUAGGGUGACGCUGCUGGGUGCGAAGGAUGAUGGCGAGUACAUAAUCACGAUGCCAAACAUGUACGCACGCGGGAUUCUGUUUGGCAAAAUGGUCUUGGAGCUGGGGGACACUUGCAUCGCCAAGAACGAGAAGCAUGGAAUGUACUGCGAUCUAGAGUUCAAGACCAAGGGAUUUUUCUCGGGGACAUAUAAUGCUAUAUCGGGUCGCAUUAGACGCAAGUCAAGCGAGGUCGGUGAGAUAUCUGGGCGAUGGAGCCAUAUAAUGGAUUUCAAAGACGCGAAGACGGGGCAGAAACGCGUCUUGUUCGACGCGGUCAAGGACGGGCAGCACAUAUGUCCGAAGUGGGUGGCGCCCGAAGAGGAGCAAGAGCCCAACGAAUCGCGCCGGCUGUGGCGCGACCUCACGACGGCGAUCGCGCUGAAGGACAUGGAGGCGGCGACGGCGGCCAAGUCGGCUGUGGAGGACGCACAGAGGGAGGAGCGGCGGCAGAGGGAGGAGAAGGGCGUCAAGCACGUCCCGCGGUUCUUCAAGCUGCUCGACGGGAGGUGGAUGCCUGAUCUCCCCUCGGAUUCGCAGGACGCUGCGAAGAUACAAGAAUGGAUAUGGCCAGCAUCGGCGCCAAAGACAUGA